This is a messenger RNA of Saccostrea cuccullata (small rock oyster), 1626 nucleotides long. RefSeq names its product glucosamine-6-phosphate isomerase 2-like. Gene Ontology annotation, biological process: carbohydrate metabolic process; D-glucosamine catabolic process; N-acetylglucosamine catabolic process. Gene Ontology annotation, cellular component: cytoplasm. Lineage: Eukaryota; Metazoa; Mollusca; Bivalvia; Ostreida; Ostreidae. Gene Ontology annotation, molecular function: identical protein binding; glucosamine-6-phosphate deaminase activity. The record is from RefSeq and is a predicted model, not a curated record. The coding region runs from base 80 to 922 and encodes 280 amino acids. The transcript has 6 exons.
UUGGUCUCCACUCAACGUCCUGUGACAAAGAACGAAGAAGAAAUACACCACUUACCGAAUAGAAAGAAAAAACCCGACGAUGAAGUUGGCGAUUCUAGACAACUAUGACAAAGUCAGUGAGUGGGCAGCCAAGUACAUAAGGAGGAGGAUCCUAGACUAUAAUCCUGGACCCAAUAAUUUCUUCACCCUGGGUCUACCUACAGGAAGCACACCAUUAGGAAUGUACAAAAAGCUUAUAGAAUUCCACAAAGCUGGGGCCCUGAGCUUCAAGUAUGUCAAGACCUUCAACAUGGAUGAAUAUGUUGGACUUCCGAGAGAUCACCCAGAGAGUUAUCACUCCUUCAUGUGGACUAAUUUCUUCAAACACAUCGACAUCCAGCCAGAAAAUGCCCACAUCCUGGAUGGCAACGCCCCAGAUGUGGUGAAGGAAUGCAAUGAUUUUGAGAGGAAAAUUGCAGAUGCAGGAGGUGUAGAAUUGUUUGUUGGAGGAAUCGGUCCAGAUGGUCACAUUGCCUUCAAUGAGCCCGGGUCCAGCCUCGUGUCUAGAACCAGGAUUAAGACUCUCAAUAAGGACACUAUUAUAGCUAACGCCCGCUUCUUUGAUGGUGACAUGUCCAAGGUCCCCCGCCAGGCCCUGACGGUUGGGGUGGGGACAGUCAUGGAUGCCAGGGAGGUGAUGAUUUUGAUUACUGGGGCCCACAAGGCUCUAGCCCUCCACAAAGCUAUAGAGGAGGGGGUGUGUCACAUGUGGACAGUCUCCGCCUUCCAGCAACACCCCCGUUCUAUUUUUGUUUGUGAUGAGGAUGCCACACUAGAACUGAAGGUCAAAACCGUCCGUUACUUCAAGGACUUGAUGACCAUACACAACCAGCUGGUGGACGACCCGGUGAAUGAGCAGAUCGCUGGUGUGAAGUCCACUUAAGUCUUCGAGGUUAUUAGCUCUGGAGGAAACUGUAAGAUCUGUGCUGCUGUUUGGUUUUACAAGCUACUUUUGCUAGACAUUGUUGAUUGGUGCUUAACAUUAACAAUUUUUAAUUCUUAUAUUUACUAUUUCUGUUCUGUAUCAUUUGCUUGAAUCAUUUCCCCCCAAAUAUUAAUCAUUAUAUUUGACAUAAAUUUAGUCAAUAAAAAUUACCUCAAGUAGAAUGCAAUAUAUAUUUAUAUACAUGUACAUGUAUGUACAUGAUAGGACUGCACUGGGACAUAUUUUAUGGAUCUGUAUGUAUAUUUAAUUUCCAUUAAUAUAUAGAUGUUUUAAUAUAGUGCUAUUUUAGAAUGUUUGCAUUUUGAUUUGUCAAACAUAUUAUAUGAAAUAUCCAUUAUUGUGUCUGUUGAAGUCUACUUAUUAGCCAGAUCUGAAUUCCUGAUGUACAAGUUAUCUCCCUUUUUCAAAUAAUGAUUGUCCCUUAUAUUUGUAUCCUAUGUUUGCAUUAUAUAGUCAAUGAUUCUCAUAUUGUUACCAAAAUUAAAUAACUAAAGGUUGUGUGCACAAAACAUAACUGCUUACCAGAAAUUCAGGGUAAAGAAUUAUAGAAAGACUGGUAUAAAUAUUAAUAACAUUCCAAGUUUGUUGUAUGAUGUAACUGAAAAAAAUAAAAAUGUCGAAAAAAAGUGACUGUGUUAUCA